UUAAUGCACAUGCACGCGGUGUGCUCGUGUUCUGUGUAAUGUCAAGCGGAUCAUCGGAGCAAUUGAAGAAAUUUGUAUUUUCUUCAAAAUAUUCCGUGCGAGGAGAAAUCCGUGAAGAAAAGUUAGAGGUCGUUAUUCCCGAGUUAUUACAAGCCAGCUACUCGUUUUACACCUGGCCUUCAUCUCCAGUUUUGGCGUGGUUUUUGUGGGAGAACCGCCAAGAGCUCGUCAACAAAAACGUUCUGGAAUUGGGUUGCGGCACCGCCUUACCUGGAAUAGUAGCAGCAAAGUGCGGCGCAAAAGUGGUCCUUAGCGAAUCAGCGACGCUACCAAAGUCUCUGGCACACACCCGACGCAGUUGUCAACUCAACAACCUCGUCCUCAACCAGCACGUGAAGGUAAUAGGCCUAACGUGGGGGUUGUUUCUGAACGACUUGGACUCUAUCGGCCCUCUAGACUUCAUCCUAGGCUCAGACUGUUUCUUUGAACCUUCGACUUUCGAAGAGAUCCUCGUUACAGUGUCUUAUCUGCUGGAACCGAACGCGGACGCCAAGUUCUUCUGCACCUACCAGGAUCGCAGUUCCGACUGGUCGAUUGAGCACCUCCUCGCAAAGUGGGAUUUGGAGUGCGUCGUGCACAAUAUCUCCAACUUGGGCUCCAGCGUCGGCUUGAACAUCCAAGAUCUUGUAGGCGACCACAGCAUCCACCUGCUGGAAAUCUCUAGGAAGUAGAUCGAGUGAUGGCGACGAAUAGCAUUAGGAACUUGUACAAGUUGUAUGUCGCUAACAUUCCUUGGACGAUUAGCAACCUCGAAUUGAAGCAGUAUUUCAGCAAGUUCGGACACGUGUACCAGUCGAAGGUUGUGUUUGACAAGAAAACAGGGUUGUCGAAGAACUACGGUUUCGUCUCGUUCAGCAACAGGGAAGGGUUCGAAAAUGCAACCAAUGCGCCUUCGCACCAACUAGAAGGGAACUCGUUGAAGGUGGAACCGACCAAUACCGCUCACACCAGCAACGAAUAGUGCAAGCUCAGAACCAUGGCUAGUUUCGUAGAUAAUUUUAGUGAUCUUCGAGAACUAGGCAUUAACGUCAGUGACAGUAACGAUCCUUUAUCGAUUAGUUUCUCGAAGGCAGCUGAUCAUCUGCAGAAGAUAUUACCGAACGUGGAUAACCAGACGCUCCUCACCUUGUACGGAUACUACAAGCAAGGCACAGAGGGGCCUUGCAACACCCCCAAGCCCUCCUGGUACGACAUUCGCUCCAAAGCAAAGUGGGAGGCCUGGCACAAGCUAGGAGACAUGCCCUCAAAGGAGGCGAAGACGUUCUACGUUGAGAAAAUCAAAGCCCUCGAUCCUAGUUUCGAAGCAGACCUGUCUGAGGACCCCAAAGACCACUGGGUGAAAGUUUCUUCCAUGCCCGCGGAAAAUAUCCCUUCCUCCGACAUGACCCUCACGGAUUAUGUCAAAAGCGGGGAAGUCGCAGAAGUUGAAAAGCUCCUGAAGAGUGAACGCAGCAAAAUGAAUGAUCUGGACGGAGACGGCUUGGCUCUGCUCCACUGGGCUACUGAUAGGGGCAACUUGGAUAUGAUCAAGGUUUUGGUGGAAGCCGGGGCUGACUUGGGAGUGAGGGACGUUGAGGGGCAGACUGCCUUGCACUAUGCCUGUAGCUGCGGGCACGUCAGCUGUGUGGAGUACUUGUUGAGUAAGGGGGCUGAUUCCAGAGUGCUCGAUGAUGAUGGGAACAGUCCGACUGACGUUACGACUGACACUGUAAUAAAGGACUUGCUGAUGACCUAGUGCAUUUGUUUGAUCCAUUCUGUAGAAUUUUUUAGUUUUGUUUAAAUGGUUUAUCGCA
Molecule: messenger RNA, 1853 nt
Organism: Leptinotarsa decemlineata (Colorado potato beetle)
Lineage: Eukaryota; Metazoa; Arthropoda; Insecta; Coleoptera; Chrysomelidae
Product: acyl-CoA-binding domain-containing protein anorexia
Molecular function (GO): protein binding; fatty-acyl-CoA binding
Source: RefSeq, a predicted model, not a curated record